This is a messenger RNA of Mesorhabditis belari, 1818 nucleotides long. The record is from the annotation of a GenBank genome assembly. NCBI's taxonomy places the organism in Eukaryota, Metazoa, Nematoda, Chromadorea, Rhabditida, Rhabditidae.
AUGUGGGCACUUGGAUGUAUCAUGUACGAGUCGAUGUGUCUCCAGAAAGCCUUUGAUGCCGAUAGUCUGCCUGCGCUUGUCAACAAGAUUUGCAAGUCCCAAUUCGAGCCAGUCCGCGGUCCGUACUCGAAUGGUUUGAAAUUGCUAGUGCGGGACCUCCUCUCGCUCGAAACAACAACAAGACCGGCUGCAACGGCUGCGUUACAGCGACUAGCCCGAGGCCGAGUGGCGGCUCCAUUUCGGCCGAAACUUCGCGGUGGCCCUGCCCGGUCAACCCUUUAUCGAAUGGAUAUCUCGACAAUGGCUUUAGAAGCAGUCGACUCAAUGCCCACAAAAACACAAAUUCGACAAGUCUCGCUGAGCUCGAAUCAUUUCAUCGCGGUUUGCUCGAGUGGGGAAGUGUUCACGUGGGGUGAGAAUGGGCAGGGACAGCUUGGAUUGGGAGAUACGCAUAGUGAUUACUGUAAUAAGUCACGUUUUUCGAAAUACCGAAACUCUCCGGGUCGAGUGGAAUCGUUGCGGGAGAUGCGGAUCCAAUGCGCCGCCGCGGGCAUGGGUUUCUCUUUCUUUUGCGCUGAUCGAGGCACUUUAUGGGCAUGUGGUGACGGUGGAAUGUGUCAAUCGGGCGAGGGAUCGAAACUCGUCUCUCCUUGCCUUAUUGAUGCUCUCUUUAGCUCAAACGUGCUUGAAGUAGCUUGUGGUGAUGAGCACGUGGUUGUGCUAUGUGAGGGUGGUGGGAUUUGGGCUUGGGGAAGAUCUCAGCCUUUCACCAUAAAGCCUCAACAAAUCGAAAUUCCAAACAACGUGAGCGUUGUGGCGAUUCGGUGUGGACCCGAUGCGAGUGCCUUGAUAACAGUUGACGGAACCCUCAUCGCUUGGGGUGUCAACAAGCACAACAAGCUGAAUCUCGCCAAGAGACAAGGCUUUUUCGCCCGAGAGCCAAAGAACGCAUAUGAGUUCAUCGAAAAGCCCACACUCGUCAAGGGAUUCCCGGCGAGGGUGGUCGAUGUGACGAUUGGAAGACACCAUACAGGAGUGAUUCUCGAGACGGGCACGGUGCACAUGUUUGGCCGGAAUUCGUGGGGAGAGCUGGGUCUGGGUGGGCUUGGCCCUCAGCCACAACCCUGUGCCCAUUUCCCGGUGAAAGGGCUUCUACAGAAAACUUGUUUGCACAUUGUUUGUGGCGAGGGUUUCUCUCUGGCUUCCACCGCUGAGCAAGAGCUUUUCUUUUGGGGCUCGAAGGGAGUUCGAAUCGAAGAAGUUGAACAGAACAAGAAUGAGAAAUGGGGCGAAAAGCGGAAUGGGGUCUCGGUGCAUCAUCUCGUCCCGAAUCCAUCACUCGUCUUGCGAUUAGACUCAUCUCCUUCUUCCGGUAUUUCCAUCGGCAUUUCCGGUUUGGUGGCUGAUGGACGAACGGCAAUGUUACUGAUUGACACCGUGGCUAUUAGAGAUCCGCCACCAACUGCCAACAAUCGAACUCCCACAGUCAGUCAAUCGGCCCAGCUGGCCACGCGGGCAAAAUUCUCAUCGGACAGCGAUCCAACAGCGGUUGCCACUUGGUUACGCCGUGAAAUGGAUGAGGCGACUUUCAUCGCUCAUCGGAGAAAUUCGUCGGCUGGGGAUUUACCGAAGCCCGAAAAGAAAGCCUUCUCCGCAAAGGAGAAACCGCGUCGAAGUGGUUCACUACAGCGGCAACAACACGGACAUACGGUGGUCGGAGUUGAGAAAAAACUCCCAGCCGUCGAUGCUCCACCGAGAUACGAGGAGCUAGCCCCACGAUCACAAAAGAUUACAAAAAGCACAACUUGUUCAAUUUUA